CCACCUUGAUGCUGACAGUUUUUCAAGCGGUCGGACUCCAUAGCCACGGGACAGAAUUAGGCAAAGCAAUGAAUUGGUUAAAAACGUACAAGGAAAUAUAAAUUCAUUCGUUAGUAACCUGUGAAUUACAUAUGUAUUGUUGAGAUUGUUAGGUAAAAAGAAGUCUUGGAAUAAUUGACAUUAAGAAAGAAAAUUAUGACUGCGCGUCCAGUUACUAAGCAGCCGCGAUCAAAAACUGCGUCAUCGUUUGAAUUAACAUGGGUUAGAUCACCCGUGGAAAGGACCGAGGAGGGAAUACCUGCCGAGCUGAUGGUUCUAAAAGAUAUUCAGAAAUUGAUUAUACGGCAAACAGCGGAUACUAUAGGCGUCGGGUGUAACCAAGACAAUGAAUAUCGUAUCUUAAAUAAAACGAAACAACAGGUAUUCUUCGCUACUGAAGAAACGACAUGUUGCUGUAGAUGCCUAUGCGGUCCAGCACGAUCAUUCAACAUCUACUUGCAAAAUAAGCACGGACAGGAGAUAGUGCGAUUCGUGCGGCCGGUCCGGUGCGAUGGAUGCUGCUGUAUGUGCUGUAUGAUGCGACUCAUGAUACAGACACCAGAUGGAGAAGUGCUGGGAUAUGUCAAACAAAAGUGGAAAUUGUUUGGGGCAAAGGUUGUUGUUGAAACAUUCGAUGGAAAGCCAAUUUUGGAAAUUGUCACAUCUUGCUGUCCUUGUCGAUGUUUCCGUGACAUGGAAUUUAAAGUGUUUGCAUUAGAAACGGAGGAAGAGGGUGCAAUAAAGAAACAGUGGCGAGGAAAAAAAGAUACCCUGAAUGUUGAUCACGAACAGUUCAUUAUAAAUUUUCCAUCGAAUCUUGACGUUAUUGGGAAGACUUUGCUGAUUGGUGCAAGUUUUCUUAUGGACUUUAUGUUCUUCGAAAUGACAUGAGAUGAAAAAGUGAUGUUGCAUUGGGUUUGCAAAACAAGGAGGGAUCAUUGAUGGCAGAUCUUCAAACCCUGCUCCCUGCUCAAACAUAAUAUUUCUACAGUGCAACCGACAUCAACAGAUAGCCUAUGAGUUCAAUGACACAACGGAGAUUUUUUUAUCGACUUAGGUGGCGCCAGGAUUUGCCCGACGGGGGAGGGGGGUCCCAUAUCCCUGACUAGAGCAAAGUGGUCCAGGGGCCGGGGGCGUUAUAAUAUAAUAUAUGAUAUUGAAAAUACACAUAGUGUUUCCCCCCCCCCACCCCUACGAACUGUGUUUUUUCCCCGACGAGUGGGAGGGGGGGGGAGGGGCUGGGCCCUCCACUGACGUCACCCCUAAUAUGACUGAUCAGAUAAAUGACGCCAUAUGACAACUGACGCCAUCAAUCCAUUAUUUUGUUGUCUGUAAUGGCAGUUCUCGACCGACUUUCACUUAGCUUGCCUUUUCAUAAUAUAUCCACGUUGGAUACACCCAAUCGUAAUGAAGAUGUCCAUAAAAAAUAAAUAUAUGUCUAUUAGUAUAUGUUUGAAUAAUCAUAUCCUUUUCAGAAGUAUUCAUAUAUAAUACAUUAGUUUGGGCGGUGUAUUAUGAGUUAAUUUCACUUUUAUUUAUUUGUCCUAAUACAAAUAAAUAGCUGACCUUCAAAACAAAAUGUGUACGUUCUAUAAUUAUAUAAACUUACACUAUACUGUGCUUUAAUUGGCAUAUCGGCCGCUAUAUAAGUGUUAUUUUAUAUAAAAAUUUAAUAAGUUUAUAUCAAUGGUCAUUUGGUAUUUUUCAGGCUCUGUUUCUGAUCUCUCGUCAUUUCAAGGCGUACAUUUGUUUUGAUCACAAUAAAUCUCAACCACAACCCUACAAAGCAUACUUCUAUGCCAUCACUUUAUUUCUGAACACCAUAACAUGUCGCAGAAAAUGUGACAAAAAAGAAUAGGGCUAAGCUGUUGAAUACAAAGAAAGCUAAUGCCUGUGUAAAUAAUAGAUAUUACUUAACAGUAAAUAAGUUUUAAUUCUAGAAGAGUGUCGUACAGUAUUAGCAAUGAGUAACAGUUGAACAACACUAACAGCAAAACUGUUACAAUGUGGAGCUAAAGUUUGGUGGAGAAAACACUUCACCAGGAGCAUGAAAUAGCCAAUAAAUAGUGUUAAAGCUAUACA
This is a messenger RNA of Anneissia japonica, 2121 nucleotides long. RefSeq names its product phospholipid scramblase 2-like. The transcript is spliced from 7 exons. NCBI's taxonomy places the organism in Eukaryota, Metazoa, Echinodermata, Crinoidea, Comatulida, Comatulidae. The record is from RefSeq and is a predicted model, not a curated record. Gene Ontology annotation, cellular component: plasma membrane. Gene Ontology annotation, biological process: plasma membrane phospholipid scrambling. Gene Ontology annotation, molecular function: phospholipid scramblase activity. Bases 196 to 930 code for a protein of 244 amino acids.